Molecule: messenger RNA, 982 nt
Organism: Scheffersomyces coipomensis
Lineage: Eukaryota; Fungi; Ascomycota; Pichiomycetes; Serinales; Debaryomycetaceae
Gene: PEX22
Product: Pex22p
Exons: 1
Coding region: 69-662 (197 amino acids)
Source: RefSeq, a predicted model, not a curated record
AUAUAUAUAUAUCCAAUCUUCUUUAUAAACAAAACCUAUAAAUUGAAGAGUUUAGUUAAGUAACAGAUAUGUCCCCCAUUAAGAAAGCAAGUAAAAAUCCUCAAUUAUGGAUAACGGCUCUUAUUGCCACUUCAAUCGUUACAUUAUCAUAUAAAUUAUAUCAAAGUUAUACAUCAAGUGAUACCACUACAACCAACAUAGAAGAUGGUGAGGAGAAGGUAGAAGAAGGUAAAGAGAAGAAAUCAUUUUCGCAAUCCACUCAAACACCAUUUCAAAUCCUGAAAGCAUACCUUAAUAAAUCAAUAGCAUUAACUCUUUCAUCAUCAAUUUUAAAUUCAAAAUUACCCUUGGAUGAUAUUUUAAUAAAAGGAGGUGAAAAUAUUAUAUUCAUCUUACCACCUAAUCUUUCUGAAGAUGAUUUAAAUUAUAAUUUGAAAGUCAAGACCUCUAAUAAUUUCAAAUUAUUAAAAUGCAGUAAUAUUAAUGGAUACGUUCAAAUGCUUAAGAAUUUAAAACCUGAUUUAUUAUUAAUUUGUAGUGAUGAUUUAGGGUUAUCAUAUUUGAAUUUACUGAAAGAUUUAAAUAAUUUCAUUAAAACUAUUGUUAAUUUAGAUCAAAAUAGUGAUGAUGUUUAUUUAAAAAUUAGUCGAUUAUUUAUAUAACAGGAAAGUUAAGUUAUAAAUAUGGUCCUUUUACAUGAUUUAUGAUGAUAAUGAUGAUUUUUUGUAUAUUAGAAAAAGAUUAUUACGAAAACAACCUAAUGAAUUUAAUGAAUGGAAUUUAUAAUAGGAAGAGAGAUGUAAAAGAAAGUCCUGAACUAUAAGUUAUGAGUAAUUGUAACCCAAUGGUUUAUAUAGAUAAGUAGUACAUUAUAAUAAAAAUAAUUAUCAAUUCCAAAGAAAAAAUAGAACAACGUAAGUGCAUAGAUUUUAGGUCUGAACUUACCUUUCCUUUCCUUUCAUUUUACGAGUAGCUACAAAUG